Messenger RNA from Hydra vulgaris (swiftwater hydra), 552 nucleotides. RefSeq lists its product as uncharacterized. Lineage: Eukaryota; Metazoa; Cnidaria; Hydrozoa; Anthoathecata; Hydridae. The record is from RefSeq and is a predicted model, not a curated record. Gene Ontology annotation, molecular function: DNA binding. Gene Ontology annotation, cellular component: nucleus.
AUGGCUCAAGCAAACAAAAUAAAAUGUCCCAUGCGUUGGAUAGAGCAAAAAAAGACUGGUCGAGAUUGGUUCACAGGAUUUUUAAAAAGAAACCCAAAACUAUCUGUUAUAAAAUCAGAGGCAACUUCAAUUGCGAGAGCAUCAGCAUUUAAUCGGUAUACUAUUGGUAUUUUCUUUAACAAACUACAAGAAGGUAUAUCAGAGUCUAAAACAAUAUCAUUUAAAAUUUUAAAUCUUGAUGAGACAGGUUUUACUACUGUGCAGAAAACCUCUCGUGUCAUUGCAUCAAAGGGAACAAAGCAAGUCGGGCAAAUAACAUCUAGAGAAAGAGGUGAAUUAGUAACAGUGUGUUGCAUUGUCUCUGCAGCUGGUGUAGCAAUACCACCUGUUAUUGUUUUUUCAAGAAAAUUAAUUAGAAACCCACUAAUGAGAGGAGCACCAGAAGGUUCUAUUGAAUUAGCUAAUCAAUCUGGAUGGAUGAAUGCUGAAAUAUUUACAGAUGUUUUAAAGCAUUUUGUUAAGUUUGCUUGUCCAAUCACAAAGUUUUAUUGA